Meyerozyma guilliermondii ATCC 6260 is the source of this 882-nucleotide messenger RNA. Its product is annotated as SDR family oxidoreductase. The record is from RefSeq and is a predicted model, not a curated record. Bases 1 to 882 code for a protein of 293 amino acids. Gene Ontology annotation, cellular component: lipid droplet; endoplasmic reticulum. Lineage: Eukaryota; Fungi; Ascomycota; Pichiomycetes; Serinales; Debaryomycetaceae. Gene Ontology annotation, biological process: triglyceride catabolic process; phosphatidic acid biosynthetic process. The transcript has a single exon. Gene Ontology annotation, molecular function: acylglycerone-phosphate reductase (NADP+) activity; triacylglycerol lipase activity.
AUGCCAAACUCCACACAAAAAAAAGUGGUAUUAGUUACCGGAGCCUCGUCUGGAAUUGGCUAUGCAACUUCAAUUGAGUUUGCAAAAAGGGGAUACAAGGUUUAUGCUGGUGCAAGAAGACUUGAAGCUAUGGAGCCAUUGAAGAAAUAUGGGAUCAUCCCUGUCAAGCUUGAUGUGUCUUCCUUAGAUAGUGUAAAGGAGAUAAAGGUAUUAUUGCAGCGUGAGAACGAUGGAAAACUUGACUACUUGUUCAACAAUGCCGGCCAGCUGUGUACGUUUCCCGCAAUUGACACUACUGAUGAAUGGUUCAAACAGUGCUAUGAGGUCAAUGUUUUUGGCCCCAUGCGUUUGACCAGAGAAUUAGCCCCCUUGCUCAUCAACGCAAAGGGAACCGUCGGAUUCACUGGGUCUCUUAGUGGCCUUGCCCCAUUCCCUUUUUCGUGUACUUACUCUUCUACUAAAGCAGCUAUACAUGCUUAUGCUGGUACACUUCGUCUUGAGAUGAAACCUUUUGACGUCAAAGUACUCAAUUUUGUUACUGGUGGUGUCAAGACCGAAAUUGCCGACACAAGACCGUUGCCAGAGUCUUCUCUUUUUAAUGUACCUGAAAUGAAAGAAGCCCUCGUUGAAAGACAGCAAAUGGCUGCCAGAAACAAUCCUAUGCCAGCAGAGAAGUAUGCUUACAAAGUGGUCAAUGAUUUCGAAUCUCUGAGCAUCAAUGGUUCCUUGAACAAAUAUCGCGGCACUAGUGCUAGUUUUCUUCAUUGGGUAUUCUUGCUCAUGCCUCGAUACCUCAUCGAGUUGGCGUUUAUCAGAAAAUUCAAACUUGCUGGUGUGUUCAAGUCUAUGAGAGAAAAGUAUGCCAAGAAGAAAUUGGACUAA